Pseudonaja textilis is the source of this 3812-nucleotide messenger RNA. It is a transcript of the gene IFT54, whose product is annotated as intraflagellar transport 54. Gene Ontology annotation, molecular function: microtubule binding. Gene Ontology annotation, biological process: cilium assembly; regulation of microtubule cytoskeleton organization; intraciliary transport. Gene Ontology annotation, cellular component: intraciliary transport particle B; axoneme; ciliary basal body. NCBI's taxonomy places the organism in Eukaryota, Metazoa, Chordata, Lepidosauria, Squamata, Elapidae. The record is from RefSeq and is a predicted model, not a curated record.
GGUGUACGUAGUACCAGGAGUUUGUCUGGGCCUGGUAAAGGCGAAUCUUAGCGAAGGCUGCAAUGCAGGGCUCCGUGAUCCGGCGUACGCAGGAGUUGCUGGGGCGCGUGAUUCGAAAACCGCCUCUUACGGAGCGCCUUCUCAGCAAGCCCCCUUUUCGCUACCUGCACGACGUGAUCGGGGAGGUAAUUAGAUCAACUGGUUUCAUGAAAGGAUUGUAUACAGAAGCAGAGAUGAAAUCUGAUAAUGUUAAGGAUAAAGAUGCAAAAAUCAUCUUUCUUCAGAAAGCAAUUGAUGUGGUCAUCAUGGUGACAGGAGAACAUUUGGCAGUGAAACCUGCACGUGUUGUUGCAGGAUAUGAACCUGAAAAAACAAAUGAAUUUCUCCAAGCAAUUGCUAAAUGCUGUCUCAAUAAGCUUUCCAGUGAUGAAGCUGUUCAGAAAGUACUUGCUGAAGAAAAAACUGUUAAAGAAAAGACACCUUCAUCUAAAUCUCAAAACAGAGAAUCUAAAACAGAAGAAUGUAGAUCUCAUAAAGAGGGAAGAAGUGACUCUGAAAUAAAAGACAAAAGCACAAUUCAGGACCAAAAAGUUAAAGAAGAAUUGAAAGGGGAAGAAACCAAGCAAAGAGAAAGUGAAAAACAUAAAGAUUAUGAAAAUCAUCCCAAUAAUUUUGAUAAAACUGUUAAUGAAAAUGAAAAACAUGAAAAAGAGAGAAUCAAGAAUAGAUUGUCCAAAUCAGGAAGAGAACCAGAGAAAAUUAGAGACAAAGAAAAAGGAGAAGGGGAAGGAGAAAAAGAAGAAUAUGAUAAAGAAAGAGACAAGGAAAGGAAACAAUAUGAGGGAGGAAGAGAAAAAGAGAAAUUACGAGAAAAAGAUAAACCUAAAGACAGGGAUAAAGAUUGUGAGAAAGUCCGAGACAGGGGUAAAGAAAAAGACAAAAGGCGGGAAAAAGGUAAAGAUAUAGAAACAGCACGAGAAGAAAGAAAAGACAAAACAGACAAAAAGCCCACAGGAUCUGAAGAGAAUAUUUCUAAAAAACUAGCAGAGAAGUCUAUAAAUAAAGAUCAAACUGAAUUUGAUAAAGAAAAUGAAAAUUCUGCAAGAUUAUCGAAGCAGCAUGCAACAAAAGGACCAAGACAGCGAAACAAAACUUCAGCUGAAGGUGAAUCAUUCGGUGAUGCAGAGGGAGAUGUUCUGAAUACUGGUACAACAGAAAAGAUGUCUGAAAAUAAUGAAUUCACAAAUGAAAUUCCACCUCAGAUCACUCAAAGAAGGCUACCACGACCCAGCAGUGCACGACCAGCUCCACCCCGUAUAAAACGACAACAGAGUACAGAGAUUUUAAUUCCAGAAAGAAAUGGCAGUGCCAAAAUGGUAUCAAAUGUUAUUAUAGAUAAAGAAGAAGAAGAGGAUGACCAGUUUAUAGUGAAAGCAGAACAACAGCUACCUGAAAUAACAGAACUGAAAAUGGAGGCAACAGUAGAGCUUGAAGGAGAUGAGAAACAUGGUAGCCUUGUCCAAAGAAUAUUGGAAACAAAGAAGGAUUAUGAAAUGUCACAGUUGCAAAAAUCUGCUGAAAAGGAGAAGCCACUUUUGUCAGAAGCAGCAAAGAGAAAGGAAAAAGAUUUAGUAACUAAAGAAAUAGAGAAAUUUCGUGGCUCCAUUCAGGCCCUUUGUCGGAGUGCUCUCCCUCUUGGUAAAAUAAUGGACUAUAUUCAAGAAGAUGUAGAUGCCAUGAAAAUUGAGCUUCAGACAUGGCAGAAUGAAAAUAAAGAACUUGAAGAGACCCUGCGGAAGGAACAAGGAAUCACAGAUGGUGUUGUGGAACCCUUAAAAAUAGAACUUACUGAGUUGGAUCAAUUAAUCAAAGAUGAAGAAGACAAGAUUUAUACUAGGAGAGCUAAUGUUUUAAGAAACAAUGAAAAAAUUCAGAAGAUGAUUCAUAUUAUCAACUCAAGAAGAUGAAUAGUGGAAGACUGGAACCCAUUAUAUUGUUUGCAAAUAAAAUUACAAUACAAUAGCUUAUACAAUUUCAAGAAUUUAUUUGGACAGUUGUGGUUGGUUUUCUUGGAAAAUACUGGUUGUAGUUUUUAAAAGUGCAAAAUAUUUACUGUAUUUAAUCUGUUGUGGUUGGUUCUUCUGCUACUUUAAUAUCAAUACCCCUUAUUUGUGUCUUUCUGUAAGACAUUAUUUUUCUUUAUACAGAGUAUGGAAUUUGAGAGGGUUGCAGUUGUGAUUAUCUUAGAACUCUUGGGUAAAUCCCAUAGGAAAAUUUGUAUUGGAAUUCUUGCAAGUUUGGGAGAAACACUAUGCCUUUGUGGUAUUAUAAAGACCAAAAAGUAAGAAGUUGAUCCCGUAAGAAAAUCUGUAAUGAAAUUCUUACAACUCAAGAUAAAAAUGCAGUUUACCUUUGUUUAUUUAAGACAUCUUGUAACAUAGAGAAAAUAAGAUAUUGAUCUGAACAUAAUUGGUUACAUUUAUAAUAUACAUUUGCACCCUACUUCUCUCUCUUUCGCUCUCUCGCUCUCUUUCUCUCAUAUUCUCAAAUUAAGUCAUUCUGACAGAAUUGGAAUGUGGAAAUUGCAUACAUUAUGCUUGGGAUUGUGGAUUUUGCUCUUCCUAUAUAGUUUUGCUGUAUUUAUUUUAUGGGAUUCCCAAAUAAUGGAAAACUUGUGGCCAACCAAAUUAUAUGGUUUCUAGGACCCUGACUUCAUCUAAUGCCAUCUUAGCUUUGGGGAGGAAUGUGUGUGCAGAAAUCUUUAAAAAAAUACAGCACCUCAACCUAGCAUGGUUGUUCAGAACCUUUGUUCUGAGAAUACUUUUUUUAAGAUUCUCAUGCUUAUGAAGUCUUGUAAGCUUAUCAUUAUCAUUUAAAAAUAGCACAACUCAAAAGUAAGGAUUUCCCUUUCCACAUCUCAGUGUCACACUUGAAAGAUAACUGAGACUAACCAUCUGUCCGUCUGAUGAAUUGAUGAAUAUAUAAAUAUAAACUGAAUGCUUUUUUGUUUUUUGAAACUAUACCAUUUAUUAAUGAAAUGAUUUAAGAAAAUUCAUUUUUUCAUUUGGAAAUCUAUAAUUUCUUUGCUAGUGAAGUUAUAUUUCUCAUGGGUUACACAUCUAGUAGCGUAUACUUUACUAGAAGUGGAGCAGAAAGGCAAUUUAAUAUGUGCAUAUUGAAGGGGAGGGGUUGAUUAACAAAUAUAGAAGACAGUCUUAAUGAUUUGGGAAAGUAUGCUUGUUGCUAUAUUUAAAUUGCUACCAUACAUUGUACUACAUUUUAUCCAUAUGAUUCUCUAAAUUUUGAUUGGAAAUGAGUUUUAAAUAACUGAAAUAAUCAUUACUGCAAAAGCAGUAAACAGUUUCUUGAUUUAUACAUUUGUUUUUUAUUGUAAUAUUGUCUAUUAUUUUAUGUUUAUUAAUUAAAUUGUCCUUAAUUAAGAUGCAUUCCAAAUUUGUUUGAGCAUACAACUCAAAUAUUAUCAAAGUAUAUGUUCACUCUCCUUAAACUAUAAAUCUGUCGUUUAAACUAUAAAUUUUAGAAAAGGAAUAGUAAAAAAAAAAUGGAUCAAAUAUAUUAUCAUAGAUGUUUUUAUGCUAAAGUUGCCAUUCUUUAUAAACUACUUAUUAUUAUAAUACAUUUGAAGCUUGAUAUAAUAUCUGAAAUUUCCUUUUAUAUUCUGUGUAGAUAUCUGUAGGAUUACAUAUCACAUUAUUACAAGAGUCCAAUUUGUCAGUAAAAAUGUACAACGUAAAAUAUCUGUUUUUUAUUAUUUUUUUCUAUAAAUUUAAUAAAUUGUCUAUUUUUUGUAU